AUGUCUGAUUCACGAGUUCAUGUGAUCAAUCCUCAAACUACCAUCCUUGAGAAAUCACCGACUUUCUAUGUGAAAAAUGAAUUUCAGAUCUUUGACCCCGACACUGGCAUAAAAUGGCUCCAGCAAAUUACACCGCGAAAUGUGCGCAAUCUCCGCCGGCUUUGGAUCUCUGUUCAUGCAGUUUAUAAUCCGGGGCCAUACACCGAUUUCCUCACAGAUAAGCCUCCAAAUGGUCCAAAAUGGCGCGAGUUUCUCGACAAAAUCUCCACGGAGGCCGACGGUCUCCAGGAAAUAGUUCUUUACCUUGACUCGGAGCCAACUGUCAACCACUGGGGCCCAGCUGUGGAUGUCGAAUUCGUGCGAGCGCUUGGAAGGCUCUCGAGGAUCAAUGAUCUACAGAAGCUGGAAAUCCGGGGGUACUUCCCUAAGGAGUGGCCUGGAUACCUUGAGCAAACCACUGGCCUCAAAGUUUGGGACGAAACAGCCCAGGGGGAGAUGUACUUGAGGUCAUUGCGAGAUUUUCAAGGGGGUCUAAAAGAUCAAAAUAUUUGA
This is a messenger RNA of Penicillium verhagenii, 552 nucleotides long. RefSeq lists its product as uncharacterized. Bases 1 to 552 code for a protein of 183 amino acids. The transcript has a single exon. The record is from RefSeq and is a predicted model, not a curated record. NCBI's taxonomy places the organism in Eukaryota, Fungi, Ascomycota, Eurotiomycetes, Eurotiales, Aspergillaceae.